AUGUCUAGCGACUCGAACGGUGCUUGGGACCACGCCAAUGUUGGAUUCAAUCCGGGCACCAAGGAAGCUAACAUCAACCUCCCAGACCAGGAGAAGGAGACUCUAGCGGAAUCGCAGGAUGUACGAUACAUUGCCAUAACUCCAUGGUCGCCUCUUAAACUUCCAGUGGAGGAUCUGUCAUGGACUUUUAUACCGGUGCGCCUUCAGAGUCCCGGCAAAUCCCAAACUGCGCGUCUAUCCCACUCGACUGCCCAUUUUCCAGCCUCUAGCGGCUCCAUCCGGUCAUUUGUUCAGACCCUUGAAACGCUUGACCCAACACGCACCUUAAUAUCAAGUCAGCGAGCUAUCGAAAUACAUGUCCUGGAGGUUGUCCCGCUUUUCUUGGAUACUAUCUAUGUGACAGUGGAACGUCAUUUACUCAGUAACGUCGAUGAUAUUCAAAGUAAAUUUGGCGGCGGUUUCAGUACGAGGGCACAAGGAACGAAUGGCCUGAGGAUCAGGGGACAGGGACUACCAUCCUUAUCAGCCACGUCCACCAACGAGAAAAAGGAAACGGCUGCUGAAAGAGAAGAGCGUUUAGUGGGACUGAUUCGAGAGGCGAUUUCAACCCAGAGGGUAUUACAUGCAGGGGAUUUGCUACCGCUACAGCUACCUCCACAUCCAAUCACCCAUGCACCACCCCCACCCGCUAAAAUUUCCUUUUGUGAGCCUGUGGCGCAAGGGUUGGUUAAACCUGCCACUAAAAUUGUUCUUGUUCAAACAAAACCACACCGUCAAUCUCGAAUUUCCAAGAACUUACCAUCACCUGGUUGUGCUCUUUUAAAAGAGUUGGUCGAAGAUGAAGGAGAUGACACGUCCAAUGAGCAGUUCUUUUCGGCGGCAGAGGAGAAACUGAGCAGCACGGACAUGGAAAGUACUUCACCGCCUGAGGAGUCUGGUACAGAAGCUUCGGUUCAAAGCUACAGUGAAGCUUCAGAUGAUUCAUUGGACGAUAUGAUCUCAUUAACGGCCCCAGAGCUUCCUCAGCAACCUUCAGGGACAAUUUCAGCCGUGACAUCGGCGACCCCACGACCUGGUGGCAAGAGAUUUGAUGUGCAUACCCCAGGGUCGAUGCUCUCCAGCUUUACGAGCGCUACUGCGCGUGCAGGAAGAAGUAUGGGCAAAAUCUUCCGAGCAGAAGGGCUCCUAGAGAGAAUACCCAAUGAAGUUCUCCACCCCAAGCCACGAGAGUCUGAUGACUCUGACUCUUUUGUUUUUGUGGAUAUUCACACUCUCACUAAAAUUGGUUGCUUUUCAGGUGACUGGGUUAGAAUUGAAGUUUCUGAGGAGCCUCAACUUAAUAUGUUAUCUUCUCUACAGUUCGAUAGUCUAAACGGGCGGAUGGAUAACACUAAUGAUAUAACAUGGAGGACUGUAAAAAUCUACGGACUGCCGGGCCUAACGUCUCCCAAACCUCGAUACUCGAUGAGCCAGUCCUCAGCGAGGCGAUCUAGCAUAUCGCAGAUGCCUUUCCAUCGGAUUACUCCUACGGUGUUUGUCCCUCCGAUUCUAUUAAAUAACCUGGAAAAUCCUAAAUAUUUAAAACUUUCACCCAUGUUACCUCACGGAUCUCAACAUGGUAUUUCAAGAUCUGGGAUUGCACAGCCAAAAUCGAGUUCAUCCAAACAACCUCCUGUUGCGAAGGAAGUUACCCUUCUGAAAAUAUCCACUCCACUUUCUAUGGACAGAACUCUACAGCCUGUCCUCUUUGCUGGAUUGAAACACUAUUUUGAAUCAAAACAGCGACUGGUCAAAAGUGGGGAUCUCAUUGGUAUAAGUGUUGAUGAGUUCUUAGGGAAAGCAAUAUUCUCAUCUGCCCGGGGUCCUGAUGCUGGUGAUGACGAUGACAUCACAGCCCAGCUUGGGUUUUCUCUGGAUUCUCAACUGAAAGCCCAGAAUGCAUCAUCGGGGAAGGUGGGUGUUGCGUGGUUCCGUGUUAGUCAUGUUGUAUCUGCGUCUGCAGAGGAAUCGGAAGAUGGCGCCGACAAUGAGCGAUGGGGUGGAGUUGCUGUCAUUGACACUUCUUCAACAAGGAUGGUACAAGCUGGGAGCGAAAUUAGUAGAGUGCCGGGAACACUCAACAAUGGAUGGGAGUACUGGCUGGGCGUGAAACCACUGCCAAAGCCGAGUAAUGUGGCGGGAAGGCCACGUAAUUUUGUCAUUGAAGCUCCUAAAUUAUUCGUUCCUCCUCUUCAGCAACGGCUUCGGGAACUUAUAUCUGCGUCAACUAGCCCUAGAGCAAUUCAACUCGGCAUGAAACCCGUUGUUAUCCUUCUUAUCUCUACUCAGCGGAGCAUUGGGAAAACUACGGUUGCACGUCGUGCUUGUGGCGAGAUUGGACUUCAUACAUUUGUAAUCGAUUCCUACGAUAUUCUGGCAGAAGGUGGCACCAAUGGCGGAGACGUCAAGACGGAGGCUUUUCUUAAAGCUAGGGCGGAUCGGGCAUUUUCUUGCGGAGCAAGCUGCACUGCCUUGCUGAUUCAACACAUUGAGGUUUUGAGCGCUGAUAGGAUGGUUACAACAUUGAAGGAGAUUGUGGCUGACUCAAGAGUUACAAUUGCUACUACUACCGAUGUUGAGAAGGUCCCAGAGGGCAUUCGAAGCCUUUUCACCCAUGAACUUGAAAUGACCGCGCCCGAAGAAAGGGAAAGAGAGGGUAUCUUACGAAACGUUAUCAAUGACCAAGGGGUCAGGAUUUCAGCAGAUGUUGACCUAGCAUCUGUCGCGGUGAAAACAGCAGCCCUCGUUGCCGGUGAUUUAGUCGAUGUAGUUGAACGGGCAGUUGCUGCUAAAACCCUUCGCCUCCAAAAACUAGCAGAGAAUGCCACAACUGCAGAUGAGAAAAUGAGCCUCAUCGUGCGAGAUAUUCAAGCUGCAGGUGGAGACGCUGCGCGAUGUGUAAUAAAUGAAGAUUUCGAUGCUGCUGUAGAUGCAGCUAGGAAAAAUUUCGCAGACGCUAUUGGCGCACCGAAAAUUCCUAAUGUUGGCUGGGAUGAUGUUGGAGGCCUUACGAACGUUAAAGAUGCUGUUAUGGAAACCAUCCAACUUCCUCUGGAACGACCAGAGCUCUUUGCCAAGGGCAUGAAAAAGCGAAGUGGUAUUCUAUUUUACGGACCCCCCGGAACUGGAAAGACCUUGCUCGCCAAAGCUAUCGCCACGGAAUUCUCUCUCAACUUCUUCUCGGUCAAAGGUCCUGAACUACUCAAUAUGUAUAUCGGAGAGUCUGAAGCAAAUGUUCGACGUGUCUUCCAGCGGGCUCGUGAUGCGAGACCUUGUGUGGUAUUCUUUGACGAAUUGGACUCCGUUGCACCAAAGCGUGGCAAUCAAGGCGAUAGCGGCGGCGUUAUGGACCGUAUCGUUUCCCAGCUUCUUGCUGAACUUGACGGGAUGAGUGGCGGGGACGAAAAUGGCGGAGGAGUUUUUGUAAUCGGUGCCACCAAUCGCCCUGAUCUCCUGGACGCUGCACUGCUCCGACCCGGUCGAUUCGAUAAAAUGUUAUACCUUGGUGUCUCUGAUACGCAUGAGAAACAGGUUACGAUUCUAGAAGCGCUCACACGAAAAUUCACAUUGCAUCCCGAUCUUUCACUCAGGCGGAUCGCUGAACAGCUGCCGUUUACAUACACCGGUGCCGAUUUGUACGCAUUGUGUUCUGAUGCCAUGCUUAAGGCUAUCACGCGUCAAGCUAGAGCAGUGGACGACAAAAUUAAAGCGCUCCCCGGUGGGCCUGUUACGACGGCCUAUUUCUUCGAUCAUUUUGCGACACCGGAAGAUAUUGCAGUCAUGGUAACAGAAGAAGAUUUCAUCGCAGCGAAAAGCGAACUUGUUGCUAGUGUUAGCGCCAAGGAACUUGAGCAUUUCGAACGCGUGCGCCGUACUUUUGAAUCAACGGACGACGCGAAGAAGCCCAAGCCAACUAUUUCAGAGGGCCCAGCUGACCACUCGCCAUCUUCUUUAACCAUUGGCGAGGCCGUCAAUGGGCUCAAGCCUGGUGCACCUCUAGAAGAUGGUCCAACAAACGCCCUGACAAACAUUACGAACAACACUAGCAAGCCCGCCGUGUCCGCGGCAUUACUUCAUCGCACCAAACAUGGAAUUAAAACAACGCGGGGAAAAUGGAAGAAUAAAAUUAAUUUUUCAAAGGGGAAAGGCGCCAUGGAUUCGCCAGCUGAUCAUUAUUUUGAUGAGAAUAAGGGUGUGGAAGAUGACCUCGGCGGUUCCGUUGGUGAUGGGGAUCUAGGCAAUACGAAUGGAACGGCAGUCCACGGAUCAAAGGGGAAGGGCAAAGGUGCCGUCGCCGAUGGCCUGGCUGCAGCUAGCAAUGACCGCGAAUCUGACGAGGAUGAUGAAUACGUGAUCAGGACGGAUCAUCUCAAGCGGGCUGAGAAGCGGCUAUGA
Molecule: messenger RNA, 4434 nt
Organism: Paracoccidioides brasiliensis Pb18
Product: AAA family ATPase peroxin 6
Exons: 3
Coding region: 1-4434 (1477 amino acids)
Biological process (GO): protein import into peroxisome matrix
Cellular component (GO): peroxisomal membrane; cytosol
Molecular function (GO): ATP binding; ATP hydrolysis activity
Source: RefSeq, a predicted model, not a curated record